Aspergillus fischeri NRRL 181 is the source of this 17433-nucleotide messenger RNA. RefSeq names its product putative nonribosomal peptide synthase. The coding region runs from base 1 to 17433 and encodes 5810 amino acids. Gene Ontology annotation, cellular component: cytoplasm. Gene Ontology annotation, molecular function: phosphopantetheine binding; catalytic activity. The record is from RefSeq and is a predicted model, not a curated record. The transcript has 6 exons. Lineage: Eukaryota; Fungi; Ascomycota; Eurotiomycetes; Eurotiales; Aspergillaceae. Gene Ontology annotation, biological process: amino acid activation for nonribosomal peptide biosynthetic process; secondary metabolite biosynthetic process.
AUGACGCUAAACGGCGAUGAUGCAUAUGACAUCACAAGGAGCUAUGAAGACGAGAGCGAAUAUACCGACGAGAGCGACGAGAGCGACGAGAGCGAGGAGCUCUUGGCCGACCUAACACUAGCUAGCAACUGGGAUGCAAAGAGAGCAACCCAGUGGAAUACUACUGAGGACCCCGAAAUCAUCGACAACUGCGUGCAUCGCCUGAUUGAACUGCAGACAAAGGCUCGACCGGAUGCGCCAGCUGUGCACGCGUGGGAUGGCCACUUCACGUAUGCCCAGCUUGACAGCGCUGCCAAUAGGCUGGCCCACCAUCUUCUAGAUUCCUUUGCGCUUCAGCCAGACGACCUGGUGCACGUGUGUUUCGAGAAGUCUGUUUGGUUCUUUGUAUCGAUUCUAGCCGUUAACAAAGCAGGCGCUGCCUGGGUUCCUCUUGACCCGUCGCACCCCGAGCAGCGCCAACGGCAGAUAGUUAACCAGACCCGUGCUCAACUAGCUCUCUCCUCCCCGGCCAAUUUUGCUAUCUGCUCGGCGCUGGUUGCCGAUGUCGUCGAGGUGACGCCUGAGCUGGACAUGCGCCUGAAGCAAGAUGGGGAUUUGACUUCAAGUGUGCCAGUCUCUCGCGUCUCACCACACCAUGCGGCCUAUGUUCUGUUCACCUCAGGCAGUACAGGUACCCCGAAGGAGUUUGUGAUGGAACAUAGGUCCGUAUGCACCAGCCAGACAGCCAUCAGCCUCAGGCUGCAGCUUACACCAGAGGUUCGAAUGCUGCAAUUUGCCUCCUUUGUUUUCGAUCUCUCUAUUGGAGAAAUUAUUGCCACUUUAAUUAGCGGCGCCUGUCUCUGUGUUAUUUCUGAAGAUACCCGCAUGAAUGGAGUGGUAGAUUUUAUUAAUAACAUGAAUAUCAGCUGGGCGUUUCUUACGCCCGCAUUCGCCAGGAUCUUGAAGCCCAGCGAUGUACCAAACCUGGAGCUCUUGCUUCUGGCUGGUGAGGCCGUGGGCCGGGAUGUUUUCGAUAUCUGGUUUGGGCAUGUGCGCCUGGUGAAUGGAUGGGGCCCUGCUGAGACGUGUUGCUUCAGUACCCUUCACGAGUGGGAUCGGGAGUCAGCUAGUGAAUCUCCAUCGACCAUCGGCCGCCCCGUGGGAUCCUACUGCUGGCUCGUUGACCUCAAUGAUGCUCAGCGGCUUGUUCCUAUAGGGACUGUGGGCGAGGUUGUCAUCCAGGGCCCAACCAUGCUGCGCGAAUAUCUGGCAAAUCCUGAACAAACUGAAAUGAGUACGGUUAGGAAGCUCCCUGAAUGGGCACCUCGUCGAACAUCACCUUAUUGGAACCGUUUUUAUAAAUCUGGAGACUUGUGCAAAUACAACGCGAACGGUACUCUCGAGUUCAUCAGCCGAAAAGACACCCAGGUUAAGAUCCGUGGUCUAAGGGUGGAGCUUGGGGAGAUUGAGCAUCAUAUCAACUCAAGUCUGGAAGAGGCACGACAAGUGGCUGUCGAUAUCUAUGAGACUCCAAACGGCCCGAGCCUUGCAGCGUAUUUCUGUUUUAAAACUGCCAUGAAAGGGCCCGAUGCUCAAGGUAGUGACGAGGCCGAAGGCUUGUUUAUGCCGAUUACAGAUCAGCUGGAAAGCCGGAUUACUGCCAUGGUUGGCGAGUUGAACAUCAGACUUCCCCGUUACAUGAUCCCAUCACUCUUCAUACCCUGCCGCUACAUGCCGGUCAUCACGUCAACAAAAAUUGACAGAAACAAGCUCCGGAAGUUGACCAGCAGCCUCAGCCAAGGGGAUAUUGCUAUGUACUCACUCAUGGACAAAAAAAAGCAACCCCCAGAGACUCCGAUGGAGCUUAGACUUCAGGAGAUCUGGGCUGAGCUCCUCAAGCUACCAUUAGAUGCGAUAGGCCGUGACGACAGCUUCUUACGCAUCGGCGGUGAUUCGAUUUCUGUCAUUCAAUUAGUAUCCAGGGCACGAUCUGAAGGGCUGAUGGCCCUUGCAGCCAGACAGCCUGGUUCUUAUAUCGCCAAGCAUAUAUACCGACUUCCAAACCAUGUCAAUAUUGACCGUUUCCGAGCAGCAUGGGAGCAAACCAUGCGAGUUUGUGCCAAUCUGCGAACUCGAAUUAUUCUGUAUGACGGUUCCUCCCUCCAGGUCGUUGUCAAGGACGACAUAUCGUGGGAAAACGGAGCAGAUAUGCAAUCGGCACUGAGCGCGACGUGGGACGCGGACAUGGCUUAUGGAUUGCGUCUCUGCCGCUACGCCAUUGCAAAGGAUGAUGGGAAGCACUAUUUCCUGUGGGCCAUCCAUCACACCAUCAACGAUGGAUGGACUAAUCGGUUGGUGUUGGAUACACUGCACCAGGCAUACCAGCAUGCCGAGAUCCCUGCUAUGCAGCCUUACAGCAGCUUCAUACAAUAUGUCACAGACAUGAACCGCGAUGCCGCCAGCGAGUUCUGGAGAUCCCAGCUCCAAGGGGCGCAGCGGGCUAUAUUCCCACCAGAGCAGCGUGUAUCGGCAUCACGCAGCGCCCAGAAAAGCAAAACGCACUCGUUCGCGAGAUCCAUCGCCUUUCCUAGUGCGAAGGAUAGUUCGAUCACGAAGGCGACGAUUCUCCGCGCUGCCUGGGCGUUGGUGCUGGCGCGGUAUUGUGACACUGAUGAUAUAUGUUUCGGCACCAACGUCUCAGGUCGACAUGCACCCAUCCCCGGGGUGGAGAGAAUGCCCGGUGUGGUGGUUGCUACCGUCCCCGUCAGAAUGCGGCUUGACUCUCGGCAGACCGUGUCGAAUUUCCUCCUCGAUGUCCAGAAUCAGGCCUCUGACAUGGUACCCUACGAGCAGUUCGGACUCCAGAAUAUUUCCAAGCUCAGUGAAGAUGCUCAUGAGUACUGCAAUUUCUCUAGCUUGUUCGCCGUCCAGCCGAUUAACCAGAUGAGCGGCACGGGAAGCUCAUCCGACGGCAUUCUGGCCCUGGCAGGAUCGUACGAAGACAGGUCUAAGGAUGCCAUGGACGGAUACUUCAAUUACCCGCUCAUUGUUCAGUGCCAUUCCUACGAGGAAUAUUUUGAUCUCGUCUUCAUCUAUGACUCCGGCGUGCUAGAUGAGCCUCAGCUUCACGCGAUGUGCGAACAUUUCGACCACGUCACGCAGCAGCUGGCGGCGCAGGACGAGAGAAAACUGGGCUCGGUGAGCCUCGCUGGCUCUUGGGAUAGAGAACAGGUUCUCCAAUGGCACCGGGAAGAACCGAAGCUUGUGAAUGCCUGUGUUCACGAAUUAGUGGCAGAGCAAGCCUCGCGGACUCCAGACCACGAGGCGCUUUUUGCAGUGUAUCUAUCCCAGCACGGCGUGAGGCCAGAGUCCCUAGUGCCCAUAUGCUUCGAGAAGUCAAUCUGGACCGUCGUUGCCCAGCUGGCUGUCUGGAAAGCAGGCGGAGCGUUCCUACCGCUUGACCCUGCACAUCCGAAAUCCAGGCGGCAGGCGUUGGUUGCAGAGUCAGGUGCGCGAGUCAUGAUUGUUUCCCCGUCGCAGGCAAUUCCGUGCGCCAGUAUGGCUUCAACUGUCCUCGAGUUGUCACCAAGCCUGAUACUGUCGCAGCUUUCGAAGUCUGAUCGGGCCUUGCAACCGUCCCAUCGACCUAGUCCGAGCAACGCUGCCUACCUCAUAUUCACUUCCGGCUCUACAGGUAAACCAAAGGGUGUCGUUGUUGAGCAUUCAGCGAUAUCCUCCAGCAUCAUGUAUCACGGCAAGGCCUAUCACAUGAGUGAAGAGUCUCGGGUUCUACAAUUCGCCAACUACACCUUCGAUAGAAACCUGAGCGAGAUCAUGACGCCACUGGUAUAUGGAGGUACUGUCUGCGUGCCGUCCGACACAGAGCGGUUGCAGGACCUGCCGGCCUUUGCGAGCCUCCAAGCAGAGACAAUCUCCACUGACGAGGUCCCCACCAAUAUUGGCCGUGCCUUCAACAAUCGUUGCUGGAUCGUUGAUGCUGACAAUCAUCAACGCCUCGCUCCGAUCGGCUGCAUGGGUGAGCUGCUGGUUGAAGGCUACGCCCUGGCUCGAGACUACCUAAACGACGAGGAGAGGUCAAAAGAGCUCUUUGUUGGAGCACCUCAAUGGCUUCCCCCUGCUUCACGAGCUCAACAGCAGCGGAGAUUCUACAAGACAGGGGAUUUGGUCAAGUACAACUUCGAUGGCUCGAUCGACUUCCUGGGAAGGAAGGACACACAAGUAAAGCUCCGAGGACAACGGAUUGAACUUUCUGAGAUCGAGUACAACAUCAAACUGGCCUUGCCAUCCGUGAAGCAUGCGGUUGUAGACAAAUUGCAGCGGAACUCCGGCGAGUUUCUGGUUGCAGUUGUCAGUUUCAUGGAUGAGCAGAAGGCCUUUGGAGAUGGCAGCCCUAAUUCAUGGCUUCAGCCAAUGACCGAGAAUGCAAGAAAAUCUCUUGCCAUGGUUACUGAAGCACUGGAAGCCGCCUUGCCCGCCUACAUGGUACCGUCGUUUUUCGUCCCGGUCCACGAGAUGCCAACUGUCAGCUCGACCAAGAUUGAUCGCAAGAAGAUACGACAGCUCGCGAGCUCUCUCCAGCCGGAACAACUCGAUUCCUUCUCCUUGGAACAGCGGGAAAGAUUCCCACCGUCCGAAGAGAUGGAGUUCCGGCUGCGAGACCUGUGGGCCACCGUUCUCAAGAUGGGCGCCGAAGCGAUUGGAAAGCACGAUAGUUUUCUGAAGAUCGGCGGCGAUUCAAUCUCUGCUAUUCAGCUGGUAGCUUUGGCUCGCGAACACGGUAUCGAACUAUCGGUGACGAAGAUAUUUGAGAGCCCACGGCUAGAUACGAUGGCAGCUAAUGCCAUGAAGCCUGAUAGCACCGCGACGUAUGAGGCAGAGCCUUUCAGCUUGCUCCCUGAAGGUAUCACCGCGGAGCAAGUCAAAAUUCUUGCCCGGACUGCUUGCAAGCUAUCGGAGUCUCAAACCAUAGAGGAUGCAUACCCUUGCACUGGUCUCCAGGAAGGUCUAAUGGCACUGGCAGUUAAGCAGCCUGGCUCUCACGUUGCCAGAUAUCUAUACCGAUUGCCUGGCCAUAUCGACAUUGAGAGGUUCAGGGCUGCAUGGAUCCAAACUGUCGCCAUCUGCAGCAACUUGCGGACAAGAAUCUUCCUCGCAGAUGGCCGUUCCAUCCAGGUUGUCGUCAAAAAUGACAUAACGUGGGAGGAUACGAAUGGCCUGCAUCCAAAAUUAGUCCUCAGCUCUACGGAAGCUGGUCAAAUGCAGUAUGGAUCUCGACUCUGCAGAUAUGCGUUGGCCAAAGACGAAAAUGGCGAGACCUAUUUCAUCUGGGCCACCCACCACGCUAUCUUUGACGGUUGGACGAAUCGUCUGGUCCUGGAUACUUUGCAGCGGAUGUACAACGGCGCCGAAGCGCCGCCUCUACAGCCAUACAAAGGUUUCAUCAAGUACGUGACGGCUCUCCAGAAUCAGUCCACAAGCAGUUAUUGGAAGGCUCAGCUCCAAGGUGCGAAGCCUGCUACAUUCCCGGCUCAGGGCAGCCGCACAUACGGGUCGGGGCGUAACCUGACAGAGGCCAUCCAACUCCCCCGCUUGACCAACAGCUCAAUUACAAAGGCCACAAUUCUGCGUGUGGCUUGGGCAAUGGUCUUGGCCCGGUACUGCGAGACAGACGAUGUCUGUUUCGGCACUACUAUCUCUGGACGACAGGCUCCGGUUCCUGGGGUCGACAAGAUGCCUGGCCCUGUUAUAGCUACCGUUCCAGUGAGGGUUCGCCUGGAUCAGAGGCAAACAGUCUCUGAAUUCUUGUUAAACACUCAGAACCAAGCAUCCGAGAUGAUUGCUUAUGAACAGUACAGCCUCAAGAAUAUCUCUACUGUCAGCCCCGACGCGAAGGGCACCUGUGAUUUCUCCAGCCUCCUUGUUUUACAGCCCUUGGAGAAAAUGAGCGCUGCCAAUGGGUCGUCAUCACAAGGGAUCCUCAUCAGUACCGACUCCGAAGAGGAGCAGGACACUGCUUGGGUAGGAAAUUACUUCACAUAUCCUCUGGUUGUGCAAGCUAUCAUGAUGGAUGAUCGAGUUGACCUGAAUCUUACGUAUGACUCGAGCGUUCUGGAUAAGUCCCAGUUGAUUGCUUUAUGUCGCCAGUUUGGACAUGUCACAGAGCAGCUUGUGUCCAAGUCCGAACGCACCUUGAGCGAGAUUUCAGUAGCAGGACCCAGCGACCUGAAUCAGGCACUCGAAUGGAAUCAAGAAGUCCCUGAGAUCAUCAACUCGACCAUUCACCAGCUCAUCGAGAAACAAGCCAUCCUACGGCCCCAUGCACCAGCCAUAUGUGCAUGGGAUGGCAAUUUCUCUUAUGAGCAGCUGGACAGCAAAGCAAAUAGAUUAGCGCACUACCUGCUUAGCAGAUUCAGUAUUGAAGCAGAUGAUCUCAUCCACGUCUGCUUUGAGAAGUCAGCCUGGCAUUUUGUCUCAAUCCUAGCUAUUAAUAAAGCAGGGGCUGCAUGGAUACCACUUGAUCCAUCACACCCAGAGCACCAUCACCGACAGAUUGUCCAGCAGACGCAGGCGAAGCUUGUGUUGACGUCUCCCACUAAUGCUUUGAUCUGUGCCGGUCUGUUUAGAGAUGUCGUGCAAGUGACACCCGAAAUGGACUCAGAACUCGCCCUUGACAGCACGAUCUCUGGUCCCCCUGUUUCCAACGCGUCCUCGGGCAGCGCCGCCUACGUCCUAUUCACGUCUGGCAGCACAGGCGUUCCCAAGGGUCUCCUCAUGGAACAUGGAGCUGUGUGCACAAGUCAAACUGCUAUCAGCCGUCGGUUGCGUAUGGGAUCCGACGUGCGAAUACUCCAGUUCGCGGCAUUUGUCUUUGACUUGUCUAUUGGCGAGAUUAUUGCAACUCUGAUCUCCGGUGCUUGUCUCUGUGUGCCAUCUGAAUCUACAAGGAUGAACAGCAUUACUGACUUUAUUCGUGAUAUGAACAUUAAUUGGGCGUUCCUCACACCUGCCUUUGUACGAACCUUACAGCCCAGCAAAGUCCCCAGCCUUGACCUUUUACUUCUGGCUGGCGAGGCCGUUGGGCGUGAUAUCUUCAACACAUGGUUUGGCAAACUACGACUAAUUAAUGGCUGGGGACCUGCUGAAACCUGCUGUUUCAGCACUUUACAUGAAUGGACGUCUCCCUAUGAGUCUCCCCUGACGGUGGGAAGGCCUGUGGGAGGCUUCUGUUGGAUUGUAGAUCCUAAUGACUCUACCCAACUUGCUCCUACAGGCUGUCUGGGAGAAAGUUUCCCAGUUAACCAAGACGACAAUGCUAAUAUGUUCUUGCCGCUGACCUUCGACUUGCAGGAUCAGAUCACGGACUUAAUUGGCACUCUCAACGUCAAGCUACCCGGGUAUAUGAUUCCCACGUUAUUCAUCCCUUGCUGUUCUAUACCCUUCAUCACGUCUACAAAAGUAGAUAGAAGAAAAUUGCGUACUAUGGCAGAGAACCUCGAUCACGCCAACAUGGCAAUGUAUGCCUUGGUCAACAGCAAGAAGCGAGCACCAGAGACUAUAAUGGAGCACAGGCUUCAACAGCUGUGGGCAGAGAUACUAAAUUUGCCAACAGAGUCGAUUGGCCGCGACGACAGCUUCCUACGCAUUGGUGGCGACUCUAUAUCCGCAAUUAGCCUUGUAUCGAUGGCUCGCGACUGCGGGAUUCGAAUUACGGUUAAAGAUAUCUUUGACGACUCGCGAUUGUCCGCCGUGGCUCUUUCUGCCUCCGAAGUGGCGGAAUCAGGAGACGAUGUCUCUGUCAAGGAGAGGUUCAGCCUCAUCCCAGCCAAUAUGACUCUGAACGACAUCAUGCUCGCCGUCCAGAGCCAGAUAGGGCUGGACCUGCCUAUUGAGGAUGCCUACCCUUGCACCGCUCUGCAGGAAGGGCUAAUGGCUCUUGCGGUGAAACAGCCUGGCUCUUAUGUCGCCAAACAUACAUACCGUAUUCCUGACCAUGUUGACAUAGCUCAGUUCAGAGCAGCAUGGGAGCAGACAAUGAGGAUCUGCAGCAACCUCCGUACGCGCAUCGUCUUCGUGAAUGGCUCCUGGAUGCAGGUUGUCGUCAGGGACGAUGUGACAUGGGAAGGCACUGAAGGUCUCGAUCUGCAGGCAACAAUCAGCAAGAUGUGGGAGAUUGAGAUGAAAGAGGCUUCCCGCCUGUGUCAGUAUGCACUGAUUGAAGACGACAAGAAGGGAGCUCAUUUCAUUUGGGCUGUCUACCACGCCGUGUACGAUGGAUGGUCUAUGGGCCUCACUUUGAAGACGCUGGGCCAAGUGUACAGACAGACUGAGAUCUCAACCCUGCAUCCGCAUAGCUCCUUCAUCAGGUACACAGCCGCGCUUGACAGCAAAGCUGCCAGCGAGUUCUGGCAAGAGCAGCUAUUUAGAGUCCAGCGUGCCAAUUGGCCCCGGGACAAGCGGUCGUCUGCGUCGUCUGCUGCUCUGUCCAAGCAAGCAACUCGCCUGUCUGGAAAGACCAUUCAGCUCCCCCGUUCGACCAACUCAUGUAUUACCAAGGCGACAGUGCUACGUGCUGCCUGGGCUCUGGUACUGGCUCGAUACUGCGACACUGAUGAUAUUUGCUUUGGCACCACAAUUUCCGGACGGCAAGCCCCCGUGCCCGGUGUGGAAACAAUAUUAGGCCCUCUGGUGGCGACAGUUCCUGUGAGGAUCAGAUUGGAGCAGGACCGAAAGGUUUCCAGCUUUCUUUCUGACGUUCAAAGCCAGGCAUCUCACAUAAUUGCCUACGAGCAGUUUGGGUUACAGAACAUUGCCAAACUGAGUGCUGACGCCAAAGAUGCCUGUGACUUUUCAAGUCUCCUUGUCAUCCAGCCAGCCCAAGUGUUGACGAACGCUACUAACGGCGCAGAAACGGUCUUGAUGCCUGCUGAUCUACAUGAGCUUUCAUCAACCCACCGCAUGGAAAGCUACUUCAGCUACCCGCUGGUCAUACAGGCUCACGUAUCAGAUAAUCAUGUUGAGUUGCUCACGAUUGACAACUCAGAUGUCAUAACUGAGCCUCAGGUCCAGGCGCUCUCUCAUCAAUUCGACCACAUUGUCCAACAACUUCUGACAGGCGCCCAAGGGACUGUGGGUGAGCUGUCUAUAGCGGCCGAGUGGGAUUUCCAGCAAGCGACUGCAUUCAACACUGAAAAUCCUGAAAUCAUUGACUCAACUGUGCACCAGCUCAUCGGACGACAAGUGGAGAUUCGACCUAAUGCACCAGCUAUACGAGCCUGGGAUGGAGUGCUCACUUACCAUGAGUUUAAUGCUGCUGCAAACAGGCUUACACAUUACCUUGUCAAUAACUACACCAUUCAUACAGAUGAGCUCAUUCAUGUCUGUUUUGAAAAAUCUGUAUGGUUCUUUAUUGCUAUUCUUGCUAUUAAUAAGGCUGGUGCAGCUUGGGUUCCUCUUGAUCCAUCUCACCCUGAGCAGCGCCACCAAGAGGUGGUUCAACAAACACAGGCAAGGCUUGCUUUGAGCUCGCCAUCUAACGCUAAUAUCUGUGCCAGGGUGGGGCUUCAGGUACUCCUAGUCACGCCUGAGCUUGACUUGAGCUUGAAAAGCCAGUUUCCAGAAUCAAGCCUCAGCCCUCCUGCGCAGGGUGCCAUUUCACCAAGCAAUGCAGCCUACGUCCUCUUUACUUCUGGCAGCACUGGUACACCAAAGGGCCUUGUAAUGGAACACCGAUCAGUGUGUACUAGUCAAACAGCCAUUAGCCAGAGACUCCGCCUAACACCACAUGUCCGAAUGUUGCAGUUUGCUUCAUUUGUGUUUGACCUGUGCAUUGGUGAGAUCAUUGCGCCUCUAAUCUCUGGCGCCUGUCUUUGUGUGCCUUCAGAGCACAUCAGGAUGAACAGCUUGAAGGAGUUUAUCUGGGAUGAAAAGAUAAAUUGGGCUUUCCUUACGCCUUCAUUCGUACAGCAAACAUUAAAACCAGAGGAUGUGCCAACCCUCGAGCUCCUCUUGUUAGCUGGUGAACCUGUGAGAAACAACAUCCUGGACACAUGGUUUGGUAAGGUGCGUUUAGUGAAUGGAUGGGGCCCUGCAGAGACAUGCUGCUUUAGUACACUGCAUGAGUGGCAGUCUAUUACAGAGUCUCCAUUAACAGUUGGUCGACCUGUUGGUGGUUUCUGUUGGAUUGUGGAUCCUAAUGACCCUAGCCGACUCGCCCCCACGGGCUGCAUUGGAGAAGUCAUGAUUCAAGGACCUACAAUACUACGAGGAUAUCUUGACAGCCCUAAGCAGACUGAGCAGCAUAUAGUAACAACUCUCCCUACAUGGGCCCCACACCAGUCAUCUCCCUACUGGAGCCGGUUCUAUAAGUCAGGAGAUCUCUGCUCCUAUAAUGCUGAUGGGACUAUUGAGUUUUCCAGCCGCAAGGACACACAGGUCAAAAUCCGCGGGCUCCGCGUGGAACUGAAUGAAAUUGAGCAUCAUACCCUUUCAAGCCUUGAAGGGGUACGGCAAGUGGCCGUGGAUACCUUUAAUACGGAAAAUGGCCUCGGACUCGCGUCCUAUUUCUGUGUCGACAUGAGCGCAGAAGCUGUAAGCAGUGAUGCUGCGGGCGGAUCUGCCAGCAACAGCGUCUUUCUAUCGCUGACAACCGAGCUGGAAACCCGAAUCGCUAGUAUGGUCAGCCAGCUAAGCGUUAAGCUGCCUAGAUACAUGAUCCCGACUCUUUUCAUCCCGUGUCGCCGCAUGCCAUUCAUCACAUCAACCAAGCUGGAUAGAAAAGAGCUACGUCGCCUGACAAGCAUGCUGACGACUGAUGAGAUCGCCAGAUUCUCACUUGCUGAAAGCAUUAAACGAAAGCCUGAAACUGAAAUGGAAGUACAGCUACAACAGCUUUGUGCCAAUAUACUCAAUAUCUCUACAGAUGCAAUUGGUAGAGACGAUAGCUUUCUGCGCAUCGGGGGUGACUCAAUCUCUGCAAUUCGCCUUGUUUCCGACGCCCGAGAGGUUGGCAUCAGAUUAACCGUCAAAGACAUCUUCGAUGACCCACGACUGUCAGCUAUGGCUAUAAAAGCAUCUGAAGCCGGAACAGGCCGUAGCGAGUGGGACUCGGCGACGUCUACGAUUGCUCCAUUUAGUCUCCUUGACAUACCUGUUCGCGAAAGCGUUCAGUCCCAAUCUGAAGGCAUGCCCCAGGUCACUGGCGAGCUGAAGGGCAGCAGGACACUUCGCACAACCAUCCGGGACGAAUGUGGUCUCGAUAAGGACCAGAUCAUCGAAGAUGCUUAUCCCUGCACCAAACUUCAAGAGGGCUUCAUGGCUCUGGCGAUCAAGCAGCCAGGGUCUUAUAUUGCUCGGUACGCGUACCAGCUUCCUGACCAGGUCAAUUUGCUCCGGUUCAAGGAUGCCUGGGAGCAAACCAUUCUCGCCAGUAGUAACCUACGCACGCGCAUUGUGUUUGUUGAGGGUUCAGCAAUCCAGGUUGUCAUCAAAGAUGACGUGCACUGGGACUCAGCAGGCAAUGCAGAUCUGGCAUCUGUUGUUGAUACCAUGAGAGAUGUGAAGAUGGCCAGUGGCUGCCGGCUCUGCCGUUAUUCCCUGGCAACAGGGAAGGAUGGGCGCCAUUAUUUCUUCCUGGUUGUCCACCAUGCCAUCUAUGACGGGUGGACAGUGCGUCUUAUUAUGGAGAUGUUGCACUCUGCCUAUUAUGGUCUUGAUAUCAAGCCUCUGCGACCAUACUCGGUAUUCAUGAAUUACAUCAAGCAACUGGAUAACGAGGCUAUGAGCACCUACCGGAAAUCACAGCUUCAGGGUGUCACAGCAGCUAGCUUCCCGCAGAUUGACAACAGCCCUUCAUCAACACAAGGCAAUAUCAAGAGUGUCACUCGAUCUGCGAAGAAGAUCAUCAGCUUCCCUGAAUUAACUGGUUCUUCUGUAACCAAAGCAACCAUCUUCCGCGCUGCUUGGGCAGUCGUGCUGUCUAGUUACUGCGAUACAGAUGAUAUCUGUUUUGGAACAUCCAUUUCAGGUCGCCAUGCCCCUGUUGCAGGUGUGGAGAGAAUUGCAGGCCCAGCAGUCGCAACUGUGCCUGUUAGGAUUCAACUUGACCGACAGCAGAGCAUCCAAGAAUUCCUUUCCAAGGUCCAGAAACAAGCGUCUGACAUGGUUGCAUACGAGCACUUCGGCAUACAAAAUAUUUCAAAGCUCAGCAAAGAGGCCGGGGAAGCAUGUAACUUCUCAAGUUUGCUGGUUAUCCAGCCCAUUAAACAGCUGGUCUACUCUAAUGACACUACCGGAUUACUCCUAGUAUCUGUGAAUGCGGAACACUUCGGGGCGGACGAGAUGGUAGAUGGUUAUUUCAACUACCCGCUCAUCGUGCAAGGGCACAUGUAUGAAGACCAGAUGGGACUGGUCAUGAUCUAUGACUCUCGUUAUCUGUCUGAGUUGCAGGUCACUGCGCUUUCUCAUCAAAUUGACCACGUCGUUCAGCAACUGCUGAAGCAGGACAAUAAGACGCUACUUGCACAGGUUUCGGUAGCUGGCCCUUGGGACCUUCAACAAGCAUUUGACCGCAACCAGGAAGAGCCUGAGAUUGUGGAUGCCUGCGUUCACCAACUUAUUGAAGAGCAAGGAAGAAUCCGACCAGAUGCGCCAGCCGUACGUGCUUGGGAUGGCAACCUCACGUACAGGCAACUCAACUGUGCUGCGAAUCGCCUAGCCCACUAUCUGACUGCCAGCUUUGGUGUGGUUCCCGACGACUUGAUACACGUGUGCUUUGAGAAAUCUGUGUGGUUCUUUAUCUCAAUCUUAGCUAUCAAUAAAGCUGGCCCAGCCUGGGUUCCUCUUGACCCAUCCCAUCCAAGGCAGUAUCACAAGCAGGUCAUUCAACAAACAAAGGCGAAGCUCGCCUUAACAUCAUCUUUGAACGCUGAUAUCUGUGUUGGUCUGGUACCCCGGGUGAUCCAGGUGACGCCAGAACUCGAUACCCGUCUAACUCACUACGGUGAGUCAGGCUUUUCCACCAACCUCAAUGUUGAGAGUCUUAAUCCACCGGCUUGUGGCGUCUCUCCUCGCAAUGCCGCAUACGUGCUUUUUACCUCCGGUACCACAGGGACCCCUAAAGGGCUUGUGAUGGAGCAUGGAUCCGUCUGUACAAGUCAGACGGCUAUCAACAAGCGAGUGGGAGGAUCAUCCGAAUCAUCUGAUAGACGCAUGUUACAAUUCGCGUCAUAUGUAUUCGAUGCUUGUAUCGGUGAAACCAUCAGCACUUUAAUUGCUGGUGGCUGUCUUUGCGUUCCCUCCGAUGAGACCCGAAUAAAUAACAUCACGGAGUUCAUUCGCGAACAAGACAUUAAUUGGGCGCUACUUACACCAUCUUUUAUUCGUACUGUGAAACCAGAACAGGUCCCUUCCCUAAAAGUCUUAAUGCUUGCAGGCGAAGCAGUUGGUCGCGAUAUUCUUGAUACUUGGUUUGGCAAGGUCCGUCUCAUCAAUGGAUGGGGGCCUGCAGAGACUUGUGUAUUCAGUACAAUACAUGAGUGGCAGUCCAUUGAUGAAUCCCCAUUGACGGUUGGCCGGCCUGUUGGCGGCUUCUGUUGGAUAGUGGACCCUAGAGACCCCAAGCAGCUCACACCUAUUGGAGCUGUAGGGGAGGUGGUCAUUCAGGGUCCAACUGUCUUACGGGAAUAUCUUGCUAACCCUGAACAAACCCAACAGCUGAAGGUGCUGAAUCUUCCUGAAUGGGCCCCUCGGCGUUUAUCUCCUCACUGGAAUUGCUUUUAUAAGUCUGGGGACCUGGCUUCAUACAAUGCAGACGGCACCAUUGAGUUCUUAAGCCGAAAGGAUACACAAAUUAAAAUCCGUGGCCUCCGUGUUGAACUGAGUGAAGUCGAACACCAUGUCCGCAUGAGCUUGGAAGGUGUCCAACAGGUGGCGGUGGAUGUAUUCAGGAGAACCGGCGGAGAGAAUGGCAUAAGCCUGGUUGCUUAUCUCUGUUUCAACCAGACCACCUGGAUAGCUAAUAAAGACGAGACAGAGACAGGCAGCAUAUUCAUGCCGUUCACUGCUGACAUGGAGGAACGCGUUGUGGCCAUGCUGGGAGACCUCAACAUCAAGCUGCCUCGUUAUAUGGUACCCACACUUUUCGUGCCUUGUCGCUACAUGCCAUUCAUUACUUCGACUAAGUUAGACAGAAGGAAGCUUCGUGGUCUAACAGAGAGCCUCAGCAAGGAAGAAAUAGCUGUAUAUUCACUUGUGGAUACUAAAAAGCGCCCGCCGGAAACACCCAUGGAGUAUCGGCUUCAGGGCUUAUGGGCAGAGACCCUAGGUAUCGCAGCAACAGAGAAAAUCGGACGUGAUGACAGCUUCCUCCGUCUUGGAGGUGAUUCAAUUACUGCCAUUACCCUUGUCUCUAAAGCUCGCGAUUCCGGCAUCCGCUUGACGGUCAAAGAUAUUUUCGACGACCCGCGACUAUCAGCUGUUGCAGCAGCGGCUUCGGAGGUUGGUGAUUCUGCAGACGCUCCUGUCGAAUCGGAACCGUUCAGCUUAUUGCCGGAGAGUGUCAAGUUCGACGAUAUUGAGUUGCAAAUUCGGCAAGAAUGCAACCUACUGGACAACCAAAUCAUUGCGGACGCCUACCCAUGCUCUGGACUCCAGGAAGGCUUCAUGGCACUUGCAGUCAAGCAGCCAGGCUCUUACAUAGCCAAAUAUAUAUACCGCAUUCCUGAAUAUGUGGACAUUGGACGAUUCAAGGAUGCAUGGGAACAGACAGUCAGGCUUUGCAGCAACUUGCGCACACGAAUUCUCUUUCUUAAUGGGUCUGCCAUCCAAGUUGUAGUCAAAGAUGACAUUUACUGGGACACCACUGCUGAUACAGACCUGGCUUCUGCUCUUGACAAUGCACGCAAUAUAAGCAUGACUAUCGGCUCCAGGCUCUGUCAAUACUCUCUUGGCACGGCACCCGACGGAUCAGUCUAUUUCAUCUGGACUGCCCACCAUGCUAUUUACGAUGGGUGGACUAGACGUAUUAUCAUGGAAACGCUGCACCAGCUCUACCAUGGUAGCAAGGUUCCGGCACUACAGCCGUAUGUCAAUUUCAUACAAUAUGUCAAGAGUCUUGACCACCAGGCCAGCAGUGACUACUGGGCGACAGAGCUGCAGGGCGCCACAUGUGCCAGCUUUCCAGGCUAUGGUCCUCAGCAAGAGGCGAGUGCGGACAGCUCAGUCACACGAUCUGUGGUGAGAACGAUAGCAUUCCCUCCAUCAACCCAGUCCUCAGUUACAAAGGCGACGAUUCUCCGCGCAGCAUGGGCUGUGGUUCUAUCACGGUAUUGCGAUAGCGAUGACAUCUGUUUUGGAACCUCGAUUUCUGGCCGUCAAGCUCCUGUCUAUGGGGUAGAGAGAAUAACAGGCCCGGCAGUGGCAACAGUACCUGUCAGAGUCCGCUUUGACGGCCAGAGCACAGUGUCAACGUUCCUUCAGAAUAUGCAGAGCCAGGCCUCAGACAUGGUCAAGCAUAAGCAGUUUGGAUUACAAAACAUUAUCAAACUCAGCCCUGAAGCUAAAGAGGUCUGCAACUUCUCUAGCUUACUGGUCAUCCAACCAGCACAAAUAGUGGCCCUCGCGAAUGAGAAUGAUACUGAUAUGAUACUGGUGAACGACAACACCGCGCAUUUCUCUUCCGAUGAGAUGGUUGAGGGGUACUUCAACUACCCAUUGAUUGUCCAGGGCCACGUAUCAGCCAACAAGGUCAAACUCAUCAUCAUAUACGACUCCAAUGUUCUACCAGAGGGCCGAGUCGAGGCGUUAUCGCAGCAUUUUGAGCAUGUUGUGGAUCAGCUCCUCCACCAAGAGGACAAGUGUCUUGCUGAAGUGUCCGUGGCUGGUCCAUGGGAUCUCCAGCAGGCAAUGGGUUGGAAUCAUGAAUCUCCAGAAAUCAUAGACACCUGUGUCCACCAAUUCAUUGAGCGGCAUGCCAUGCUGCAACCCAACGCAUCAGCAAUAUGCGCAUGGGAUGGGGAAUUGACCUACAGCGAGUUCAACGCAGCAGCUAACAGGCUGGCUAACCAUUUGGUUGAUAAUUUCGCGCUCAAAUCAGAUGAACUCGUCCAUGUUUGCUUUGAGAAAUCAGUCUGGUUCUUUGUUUCAAUCCUAGCUAUUAAUAAAGCCGGUGGAGCCUGGGUGCCUCUAGAUCCAUCACAUCCAGAGAAGAGGCAGCAGCAGGUGGUUGAGCAGACAAGAGCCAGAAUUGCUCUGACAUCCCCUACCACAAUGUCUAUCUGCAACAACCUCGUGGCGGACGUCCUGGUCGUGACACCUGACCUUGAUGCACAGCUCAGUCAGAUCACAGCCUUCAACAAACCAUUGCCCUUCCAGUUGUCUCCGCGGAACGCUUCAUACGUCCUGUUCACCUCUGGCAGUACUGGGACUCCCAAAGGCCUAGUAAUGGAACAUGGUUCCGUUUGCACCAGUCAAAGAGCCAUUGGUAAACGACUCGGGAUAUCAUCAGACAUACGGAUGUUGCAGUUUUCUUCGUAUGUAUUCGAUGCUUGCAUUGGAGAAGCCAUUGGUACAUUGAUUGCAGGGGGCUGUCUUUGUGUGCCAUCUGAAGAAAUACGAAUGAACAGCAUCCGGGAGUUCAUUCAUGAUUAUAAUGUCAGCUGGGCUCUGCUUACACCCUCUUUCAUCCAAACGCUCAAGCCUGAAGAUGUGCCUAGUCUUGAGGUUCUUAUGCUUGCAGGGGAAGCCGUCAGCCGUGAUAUCCUGAAUAAGUGGUUUGGGAAAGUCCGUCUGAUCAAUGGCUGGGGCCCAGCGGAAACCUGCGUGUUCAGCACUAUGCAUGAAUGGAACUCAAUUGACGAAUCUCCCCUGACAGUUGGCCGCCCUGUGGGAGGACUGUGUUGGAUUGUGAACCCGACAAACCCCCGAGAACUAGCCCCCAUCGGCUGUGUUGGCGAGGUAGUGAUCCAGGGUCCUACCAUCAUGCGUGAAUAUCUUGCAAACAACGACCAAACAGAGGAAAGCAUCGUUCGCGACCUCGAGCUUCCGGACUGGGCUCCCCGUUGUAAAGCAUUCCCGUGGAACAGGUUCUACAAAUCAGGCGAUUUGGCCUCGUAUAACUCUGACGGAACCAUUGAGUUCUCCAGUCGCAAAGAUACACAGACUAAAAUCCGGGGUUUCCGGGUGGAGUUGAGUGAGAUAGAGCAUCACAUUCGCGCCAGCCUGGACGGUGUCAAACAGGUCGCCGUGGACGUCCUGAAGAGAGAAGGUGGUUUGAGCCUGGUGUCUUACUUGUGCUUCAACAACACCAGCCGAAUUGCCAGUAAAAUAGUAAGGCCGCGGACUUUAUUAAACACCUUAAAGCUGACAACACAGGCCGCCUGGCAGCCACCCCUACAGAGAUUAUCUAUGCAGGCUGGCUGUAUAGCCAGCAGAAGGUAG